This is a messenger RNA of Bipolaris zeicola 26-R-13, 378 nucleotides long. RefSeq lists its product as uncharacterized. The record is from RefSeq and is a predicted model, not a curated record. Lineage: Eukaryota; Fungi; Ascomycota; Dothideomycetes; Pleosporales; Pleosporaceae. The annotation marks the transcript as partial. The transcript has a single exon.
AGCAUUUUGCUCUCGCGCCUUGUCGAAGACGGAUUGCUCGGUUUUAUUAACAAUUUUCGUCCUGUUGGUUGCGCAAUGGGCUGGCGAUGGUUGCCUGUUUUGCCAAGACUCUGCUACUACGGAUUCAGCUUCAGCUCCAGCUUCUACUUCUCGCCAGCAUUCUGCUCAUUCAUCAAUAGCAUCAUGAUUGCGCUCUAUAAAUGGAACUUGUCUGGUUGGACCUCAAUUUAUAGCAUCAGAUACUAUGGCUACCCACUUCGUGUCAACUUCAUCGACGGCCGGAGGGUUGUAUUCUCCGAGAAUUUUACCCGUCAGAGGCAUGGCUUUUUUUUCUGCGCUGACCUUGAAACCCGCAUAUACUUAGUUCAGUCGAUUUGA